AUGGCGACAACUCAGGUGCAAAGUUUACUACGCUUCCUAUCCCAGGAUGCCAAAGUCCCACUGGCAACUGCUAUGAGCAAAGUCAUGGAGCUACAGAAGUCAGGCCUCACAUCCGCCGAGCAAAUCUCCAAGACAGAACUUAAGACACUCCAAGACACAUUCAAGGACGACAAGCUGGCAAAGCAGGUGUUCAAUGCCGCAAAGCGGGUAUCCAAAAAGCGGGCACCUCCAACAGAGGGCGCACCAUCACCCCAGAAGAAGACCAAAGGUCCAAUUAAAACAGAAGGAGCCGUUCCAUUUGAAACGGAGCGCCUGCUGUCCCUUCCGGUCUCGUCGGCAGCCGAGGAUGAGCUGUCAAACGUUGUCAUACUUACCAACAGGGCUCCUCUGGUACUUGCCUUUGCUGUUAGUAUCUUGAGACAUACGAUGCCCGAGCAGCCAGUUUCUAGCAGGCUUAGCCUAGCCCAGGCGGUGGUCAGUGCAAAUAGUCGCUCGAAAGCCGCCAGCAUAGGUAUUGCAGAUGGAGGUUCGGCCGAGCAAGAAAGGUGGGGGGAAGGGCAACCGGUGAUCAAAGUACUGGGGAGAGAAAUCAAGGUUCUGAAAAGAUGGGACUACAACCCCAGAGAAGGCCAGCCUACAGGAGAAGACUGCUCAAGCAAAGAUUCAACGUUGCCAGGCAAUCCAGACGAAGUCUUCGGGCAAACCGUAUCCGAUGAGUCAGAAGCUACGCCACCGUUAUGGGGUAUCGACCUUGAAGCCCUGCGUGUACACGAAAAUACAUUGAAGAGGCCCUCCAAAACUAAUAGCACUCUUUCUAUCUUCACACCUAAUUCUGCCCGUUCUUAUUUAUACCGAUCAUUCACCAAACCACGCAGUCAGGAUAGCGAACCGACGGGCAAGUCCAAGCAGAAAAGCGUUUCUGAGGUAGAGAGAGAAAAAGAGGUAUGUCUGGGGCAUCUUUUACGCAGCAUUGACAUGGUCUGUCGGUCCUGGGUGCCUUUCCUCGACAAGGACGAACUAGAUCGGCGAGCCUGGGCUUGGUAUUUACACGUCAGACCUUCAGUUCAAGGUGGAGUCGAGGGUUGGGGAGAGAAGGGAUUGGUGAAGUUGUCGGAUAUCCUAGCUCUGAGAAGGCCACCAUAA
Molecule: messenger RNA, 1143 nt
Organism: Aspergillus affinis
Lineage: Eukaryota; Fungi; Ascomycota; Eurotiomycetes; Eurotiales; Aspergillaceae
Exons: 2
Coding region: 1-1143 (380 amino acids)
Source: RefSeq, a predicted model, not a curated record